Molecule: messenger RNA, 614 nt
Organism: Elaeis guineensis (African oil palm)
Lineage: Eukaryota; Viridiplantae; Streptophyta; Magnoliopsida; Arecales; Arecaceae
Product: DNA-directed RNA polymerases II, IV and V subunit 12
Biological process (GO): DNA-templated transcription
Cellular component (GO): RNA polymerase II, core complex; RNA polymerase III complex; RNA polymerase I complex
Molecular function (GO): DNA binding; zinc ion binding
Source: RefSeq, a predicted model, not a curated record
UCGGAACGAGUCAAACUUGCACUCUUCUAUAUAAUUCCCCCACCCACCGCUCCUUGUAAAACCUAGCUUCUUCUCACCCAAAAGAAAAAGAAAACCCUAGCUUGCGGUUCUGGAGUCAAAUGGAUCCCCAGCCUGAGCCUGUGAGCUAUAUUUGUGGAGAUUGCGGAGCAGAGAAUACUUUGAAGCCGGGUGAUGUGAUUCAAUGCAGAGAGUGUGGAUACCGCAUCCUGUACAAGAAGCGCACUCGGAGAAUUGUUCAGUAUGAAGCGCGCUAAGGAUAAAUGUGACGGGAUGCCCUUGGUGGGAGCUGCUGUCUGUUGAAUGGCGUACUGUGGAGUAUUUGAGUGUCGGAGAUUCGAAAAAACAAUACUAGUGGUCUUUUGUGUGUUUAUAGCGUAUGGAUAAUUUUGACCGACUAAACUCUCUCUUUAAUGGCUGACUGUUAUCAUAUGCUGUUUGUUGAGUAUUCUUGUUAUACAUCUUGACAGCAUUUCUUGGUCCAGUUAAAAUUAGUAUUUUAUCAGUUCGUGGAAUUAUACAUAAAUAUAAAAUGUGUAGACCAUGAUAUUAUGCUUUUAAAGGGAAUGCUCGGUCGAAAGAUCGCCAUGGCCAAA